UUGACAUUAUAACAAAUUAGAAUAUUGGAUUUGUGUAGUAUAAAUACAGCUGCAAAAUAGGUUCCUAUCACAGACAAAUAUCUUGUGCAGUCGAACAAUGAAGUCUCUGAGUUUGUGUAUUUUUGUGGUAGCCGUUACGGUAUCAUCAGGCACACCAACCAUGAUGCUGGAUGGACCAGUCAAACGUGCUGCAGCAUACAAGCAACAAGGGCCACCAAUCACAACUAUUAUGCCAGUUGAAGCAAUGGAUAAGCAACAAGGAGGUAAACAGCAGGGACCACCAAUGACAACUAUUAUGCCAGUUGAUGGACCAGUCAAACGUGCUGCAGCAUACAAGCAACAAGGGCCACCAAUCACAACUAUUAUGCCAGUUGAUGCAAUGGAUAAGCAACAGGGAGGUAAACAGCAGGGACCACCAAUGACAACUAUUAUGCCAGUUGAUGGACCAGUCAAACGUGCUGCAGUAUACAAGCAACAAGGGCCACCAAUCACAACUAUUAUGCCAGUUGAAGCAAUGGAUAAGCAACAGGCAGGUAAACAGCAGGGACCACCAAUGACAACUAUUAUGCCAGUUGAUGGACCAGUCAAACGUGCUGCAGCAUACAAGCAACAAGGGCCACCAAUCACAACUAUUAUGCCAGUUGAUGCAAUGGUUAAGCAACAGGGAGGUAAACAGCAGGGACCACCAAUGACAACUAUUAUGCCAGUUGAUGGACCAGUCAAACGUGCUGCAGCAAACAAGCAACAAGGGCCACCAAUCACAACUAUUAUGCCAGUUGAAGCAAUGGAUAAGCAACAGGGAGGUAAACAGCAGGGACCACCAAUGACAACUAUUAUGCCAGUUGAUGGACCAGUCAAACGUGCUGCAGCAUACAAGCAACAAGGGCCACCAAUCACAACUAUUAUGCCAGUUGAAGCAAUGGAUAAGCAACAGGGAGGUAAACAGCAGGGACCACCAAUGACAACUAUUAUGCCAGUUGAAGCAAUGGAUAAGCAACAAGGGAUAUGUUGUAUAUAGUGUAAUAUAAUUCACUAUGUAGUAAUGAACAUAUAGCUGUGAACAUAUUUUCUUGAUCAAUGAAUAGGCUCCCUGAAUGGGAUUCGCUAUUAUGUUGAAUAGAAUGUAUAAAACCCAAAAAAUACAAUAAGUAAUGAAUAUUGUUCUUCAUUGAUGAACUUC
Molecule: messenger RNA, 1180 nt
Organism: Nilaparvata lugens (brown planthopper)
Lineage: Eukaryota; Metazoa; Arthropoda; Insecta; Hemiptera; Delphacidae
Product: salivary acidic proline-rich phosphoprotein 1/2-like
Exons: 4
Coding region: 98-1018 (306 amino acids)
Source: RefSeq, a predicted model, not a curated record